UGCCGCCACUGGAACCGGGAGAUGCGGCGCUGGGGCCGUCGCUGGGUCGGCUUUCACCUGGGUCUCCUCUCGUCUCGCGGCGCCUUCCGCGGUUGCGGUCAUGUUGUUACCCUCGGACGUGGCCCGGCUGGUCUUGGGUUACUUACAACAAGAAAACCUCACUUCUACCUGCCAGACUUUUAUUUUGGAAAGUUCAGAUUUAAAAGAAUAUGCAGAACACUGUACAGAUGAAGAUUUUAUUCCAGCCAGCUUACUGUCCUUAUUUGGAAAAAACUUGACAACAAUUUUGAAUGAAUAUGUAGCUAUGAAAACAAAAGAAACAUCAAAUGAUAUUCCAGCAGUAAUGUCAUCUCUGUGGAAGAAGUUAGACCAUACACUUUCUCAGAUCAGGAGCAUGCAAGGUUUCCCAAGGUUUACUGCCAAUCAGACAGCCCGAACAAGAAGUGGAAUUGCAGAAAUCAAACGGCAGAGAAGGCUUGCAUCUCAAACAGCUCCCGUCAGUUCAGAGUCGCUGACUUUACCUUGCCUUUCAGGACAAUUUACCACUUCUCCUUUGACAGGUACACAAGUUGUUCGACCAAGUGGCCAAAUUUCAAAUCCAUUGAAGUCAUAUUUUGUAGUGGUCAACCAUUCACAGUCACAAGAUACUGUAGCCACUGGAGAGACUUUAAAUGUCAUUCCUGGUUCUCAGGAAAAGAAAACUCAUGCCAAUUUAAUGUCUCCUGGUAGACGCAAAAGUGAAUCUCAAAGGAAAAGUAUCACUUUGUCUGGACCUCAUUCAACAAUACGGAAUUUCCAAGAUCCAAACACAUUUGCAGUAGAAAAACAAAUGGUUAUUGAAAAUGCACGAGAAAAAAUACUAAGCAACAAAUCUCUUCAAGAAAAGCUAGCAGAAAACAUUAAUAAAUUUUUAACUAGUGAUAACAAUAUUGCUCAAGUACCUAAGCAAACAGAGAACAACCCUACUGAGCCAGAGACGUCAAUUGAUGAACUCCUAGGACUUCCGAGUGAAAUCCACAUGUCUGAAGAAGCUAUACAGGAUAUAUUGGAACAAACGGAAUCAGACCCAGCGUUUCAGGCACUCUUUGAUCUCUUUGACUAUGGUAAAACAAAGAAUAAUAAAAAUUUAUCACAAGGUAUUUCCAGUCAGCCUAUGGAAACCAAUCCCAACAUAGUCUUAGCAGAUGAAACUAAUCUAGCAGUUAAAGGUUCUUUUGAAACAGAAGAAUCUGUUGGUCAAUCUGGUCAGCCUCCAUUUUGUACAUCCUAUCCGAAUGAUGACCCGUUAAGUGCUUUAAAGAAUGACAACAACCAUGAUGUACUUAGACAAGAAGCCCAGGAAAGUUUUUCCCAAAUAAGCUCUGGCAUCCAGAAAAAGACCUUUAAGUCAGCCAUACCUACUGAACAGAAGUGUAACCUUGACAUUACCUUUGAAUCUGUGCCUAGUUUGAAUGACUUUAACCAAAGAGGAAAUUCUGAUGCUGAAUGUAAUCCUCAUUGUGCUGAAUUAUACACCAAUCAUAUAUCCACUGAAACUGAAAUGGCUAUAGAGAUUGAAAAGAAUCCUUUGUCUCCAAAUGUUCCAAAUGGAUCUCAGUUACAGCCCUCUCAUCCUGAUAUACCAAUAACUUCAUUUGUUUCACUUGGUGGUGAAACUAACAAUGAAAACUUAAUUCUUUCUGGGAAAGGUUCUCAACUUUUAUCCCAAAAUACUUCAUUAACUGGAAAGCCAUCUAAAAAAACUCAAUUUUGUGAGAGUUCUAAUGAUAUGAUAAGACUUAAAAGUAAUUUUCAUGGUCCCAAAUCAUCAGAGUCUGGUGAAAUUCACAAGAGUAAAAUUGAAAUUAAUAAUUUGUUACCAGUUAUGUCACAGUUGUCAGAUUGCCAAGAUAAUUCUUCACUUCAAAGUAAAAUAUUACCUGUAUCUGUUGAAAGUCCAAGUUUAAAUAUAUCUGGACAACAAGUAGAAAUUCAUCUUGGAGAUUCAAUUUCUUCAAUUAAACAGCCAUCUAAUGAUUCAGCAUCUGUUGAGUUAAAUCGUACAGAAAAUGAAAUCCAGCCAUCCAAGUCUGAAAAUGCACAGGAGCUUUCAUCUUCUGUAAAAGAAGACACUAUUUUUCUCUCUUUAGGUGGAAAUGAUAGCUGUGGGGAAGUUGCACUGAUGCCUCCAGCAGGUAACCCGAUAGAAAACGGUCACUGUCUUCCUUCAGAAUCUGUGUGUGCUUCGGUGGGAGAUUCUCACUCUGAGUCCCAAAAUACUAGCAAUAAACCUAGUGACAACUUAACAGAGAUAGAUACAUCAAAUAUCGUUUCUCUUAAAAUUAUUAUUAGUGACGAUCCAUUUGUUUCCUCAGAUACUGAACUUAACAGUGCUGUUUCUAGUAUCAAUGGAGAAAACUUGCCAACUAUAAUUUUGUCUUCUCCUACUAAGUCACCUACCAAAAAUGCAGAAUUAGUUAAAUGCCUGUCUUCAGAAGAAACUGUAGGUGCUAUUGUAUCUGCUGAAGUAGGGGAUUCCACCUCCAUGGAACAGAGCCUUUUAGCACUCAAACCUGAAGAUGUUACAGUAAACUCCACUCAAAAUGAAGAUGGCAUUGCUUUCUCAACCAAUGUUACACCGUGUGUUUCCAAGGAUGGAGGAUUUAUACAGUUGAUGCCAGCCACAAGUACAACUUUUGGCAAUUCAAAUAACAUUCUGAUAGCUACCUGUGUGACUGAUCCCGCAGCUCUAGGAACAACUGUAAGUCAGUCAAAUGUAGUGGUGCUGCCUGGAAAUCCUGCACCUAUGACUCCUCAGCCUCCACCACCUCAGUUACAGACACCACCAAGAUCAAACAGUGUAUUUGCUGUUAGCCCAGCUGUGUCACCAAGCUUUUCUCAAGGAUCUGCCAUAAUAAUUGCUUCUCCAGUCCAGCCUGUACUCCAAGGAAUGGUAGGAAUGAUCCCAGUGUCUGUGGUUGGACAAAAUGGAAAUACCUUUUCUGCUCCUCCCCGGCAGAUCCUUCAUAUGCCUUUGGCAGCACCCGUAUGCAACAGAAGUAUUCCUCAAUUGCCCGUCCCUCUAAAAUCUCAGAAGGCUCAGGGACUAAGAAACAAGACGUGUACAGGAAAACAGGUAAAUAAUUUGGUGGAUUCAUCAAUUCAUUCAGUUGGAUGUCAUACACAAAGAACUGAAGUUUCUGACAAGAAUAUGGCCACAGAUCUUGGGAAGAAAUUAGAAGAAAUCACAGCUCCCUUCCCAGUAGAGAGUACUGCUCCUGCCAGCAAACCAUUUGAAAGCCACAGGCGUGUGCUCUGUUUUGAUAGCACUGCUGCUCCUGUGGCUAAUCCACCAGGGCCCAGCCGUAAGAUGGUAUCCCAGAGUAAAGAAAAGAAUGCAGUUUCCUCUCCUAGUCUUGACUCACCCACUGUGUCCUCCACCUUAAAACCUUCUUCUAAUAAUGCACUCAAAAAAGAGAGAGAGAAACCUCCUGUACCUAAGGUUGUAUCUAAAUCAGAAGCAGACAUUAGCCGGCAUGCCACUGUGAGAGAAACUCAGUCAGAAAAGAAAGUUCCACCCACAGAAAUUGUGCUUGAAUCUUUCCAUAAAGCAACAGCUAAUAAGGAGAAUGAAUUAUGCAGUGACAUGGAAAGGCAGAAAAGUCCAGAAACAUCGAAGCUAUCUGUUGGGCAGCAAAACGGGGGUUUACGGAAUGAAAAAGCUAUGACUUCGCUGCAAGAACUGACCAAGAAACAAGGCACAUCUUCCAGCAGUAAAAAUGCCAUUUCAGUAGGUGCAACUGUGAAAGAUCUAAAACAAGAACAGACUAAACCUGCCAGUUCCUUGAUUCCCACAGACACGUUACAGGAUGUUCAGCGGCAUAGCCCAGGAAACAGGCUUUCAGAUACUAACGAUGUGCCCGUCCCCCGGGCACCUGGCUCAGGGACAGGGGAGAAACAUAAAGAAGAGCCUACAGAUGGCAUCAAAGCCCCCUCGAGUAGGCGUUUCGGAGAGGACAGUGGCACUUCCAAAGUCAUGCUCCCUCAUGUCACCGCAGACUUGCCUGCCUGCAGCCCUGCCAGUGAAACAGGCAGUGAAAACAGUGUCAACAUGGCUGCCCAUACAUUAAUGAUUCUCUCCAGGGCAGCCAUCUCUAGGACUACUUCAGCAACUCCUCUAAAAGAUAACACACAGCAGUUUAGAGUGUCUUCAAGGAGCACCACAAAAAAGCGGAAGAUGGAGGAAUCAGAUGAGCGUGAGCGAAACUCCCGUACUUCCAGUAAAAAUCUCGCGAAUUCAUCCAUUCCAGUGAAAAAGAAGAAAAUUAAGAAAAAGAAGCUGCCCAGUUCAUUUCCAGCUGGAAUGGAUGUGGACAAAUUUUUGUUAUCGUUGCAUUAUGAUGAGUAAACAUUCUGAACACUUAAGACCUGUAGCUGUUUAAAACUCAUAUCCCUUAAACUGAGUGUAGGGAAUGGGAUAGUGACAGAAUCUGAAAGCAUGACCUGCACUUUGUCCUGAAGUUUCACUUUAUGUAUCUAAAUCAUGCUGUUUCUGAAGCAGCUUCCUAGUUUGUAAAUAGACUCACUUGGUAUAUUUUUAUUUUGGAAAAAACAUUUGCAGAAAUGUAAGUAAAGCCAAUCUGCAAAACUGUAUAGCUUUGACAAUUGCAUAUUGUAAGUAUUGUGUAAAUAUUGUUGAAAUAGGGGUUAAAUCAACCUAAUGUUCUUACACUGUGUUUUUUUACUUCUUAUCCCAAAUUGUAAAGCUUAUUCAUCUGAAAUAGUUACUCACUUUUUUUGGAGAAAAAUGAUGCUUAUUCUUAUCAAUUGCCUUCAGUAAUUGUUCAACACGAUAUUUAAAUACAGAGCCACUAAAUACUACAAAAUGAUUAACCACCUGAACUGGCAGUAAAGUAUCUAAUCAGGAAUCAUCAGUUUGAUGGAUUUGUUUUCUGGAGUGAAUACUUUGCCACCCCUUCUUAACCACAGUAAAGAUUGUAUUUCUGUAAUUUUACACUUUAUCUAUUUCUUCUGGUUGUUCUGUUCUCUUUGUUUUAAAGAGAAAAUUUUGUAAACCAUUUAUUGAGUGUUCUGAUUUUUCAUGUAUAACUUGUAAGAUUUUUUUACAGAACUUUAAGUGGUUAGACUAUUGAGCCAUAAAAAGAUUGGUUUGUAGUAGUUGAGAUUUCUUGGUAUGUAUAUACUUUUCCCCUAAAUACUGGGGAUUUAAAGAAUUGCACUAAUUCAUAGAACUCUUUACAUUGUAGUGACCAAUGCACAUUUAAUUUAAAUCGUGUGUUCUGUGUUAAAGUUUGUGUGGAGGAUUAUCUUCUGGUGUCAUAUCCAUCAUAAGAUGUAAAAAGAUAAAUCAUAGUUUUAUAUUUUAAUUCAGUUUCUCCUAAAAUGGGGUGUGUUAAAUAACUAUAUCUACACUUAGAUAUAGUGCAUUGUCUGUGUGUCCCUUAAGUGUUUUAAAGAGUUACUCUCAAAAGGUCCUUAAGGGGAGUGAGAGAGGUGCCUUCUCUGUAUUAAACACACACAUCAGUCAAGUUGAAGAAUUGGUUUAAACUUUUAAAUGAGAACAGAAAUUAUAAUUAGUACCUGACCAAUUGUGCCUAGAUAUUAAAGUAUGUUCUCUUAUGUGCUUUCUGUUUAAAUAUCAGUAUAUUAGAGGUUUUUUUCCUGCAGGUGUAUACUUUGUUAGAGUCAUUUUUCUCAACCAUUUUUGUUUGUUUGUUUGUACUGGGCCUUUAUAAAAAAUAAAUUCAUCCUACUCUAACACUUAUCAUUUCUCAAUGCAAAAAUCAUGUCUUAAUUGUUGAACCUUACUGCAGAAAUUUGUCAUGUAAGAAAUUUUUAUGAUGUGGCAAUGGUCUAUUCCUAAGGAACUAAAUAUCGUAUAGUUAAUGUUUAUUUAACUCAGCUUGAUACUGUACUACAGUUAGGUUUGAAUAAAUGCUUUCUUUAACUUCAAAA
Messenger RNA from Carlito syrichta (Philippine tarsier), 5955 nucleotides. RefSeq names its product protein NPAT. The transcript is spliced from 18 exons. Gene Ontology annotation, molecular function: transcription coregulator activity; protein binding. Gene Ontology annotation, cellular component: nucleus. Bases 101 to 4387 code for a protein of 1428 amino acids. The record is from RefSeq and is a predicted model, not a curated record. NCBI's taxonomy places the organism in Eukaryota, Metazoa, Chordata, Mammalia, Primates, Tarsiidae.